AUGCCUGUGGGUACUUGCGAAGAUUCAGCAGUUGUUAUCUUAGUGGCACAAACGGAUCGAGACACCGCCCACCCGCCAACGGAGUACAGCAUUCCACCAGCAAUCAAAACGGCAUACAAGCCAUUUUGGUGGAACACACAGUAUAGCAUUUCUAACCAGACAGCCCAGGACGAGUUCUGGGACGCGAUCCACUGGAGUCAUGGGAUGAUCACGAGGGACAAGAAAUGGGCGGAAUCACAAAACUGGCCUGAUACCAUGGAUCUACCCAGUGAUCAUAGCAAAGGCGUGUGGCUGUUGGAAGCAUAUCAUGAGAUUCACUGUUUGCAAAUCCUGAGGGAGGUCACAAAGACAGGCCUAGGUGGUCAACCUUCAACGAUAGAAAAGCAUGUCGGCCAUUGCCUUAACACGAUACUACAGGUGAUAAUAUGUCAUGCCGACUCCACGCCAUUGCGUGUAACAGGAAUGGCAGUUGAGAGAAACGGUCAACUUCGUCAGUGUAAAGACUGGGAGGCACUGAGAAGUUAUGCUAGUGAGUACUCAGCAUGCUACACACCCCUUGUUGAAGGGAACACGGCGGCCGACCAUUUUGGAAAUUGCGAUAAUGGAGAUGGCAUUGUGGCCAUGGUGUCCCAACCAAAACCGGACAAAUAG
Messenger RNA from Talaromyces atroroseus, 651 nucleotides. RefSeq lists its product as hypothetical. Lineage: Eukaryota; Fungi; Ascomycota; Eurotiomycetes; Eurotiales; Trichocomaceae. The transcript has 3 exons. The record is from RefSeq and is a predicted model, not a curated record. Gene Ontology annotation, biological process: mycotoxin biosynthetic process. Bases 1 to 651 code for a protein of 216 amino acids.